AAAACACACCCUUUCCGGUCUGAAACACAACAGCGAAACACGACGUAAACAAACCGGACAGGCGUUGUAUUGUGGCAGUUGUUGACGAUUAGUAACGGGGCUCGGGUGGUCCGUUAACCCGGGUUGGUUCGGUUUAGGUGGAGGAGUAACGGUUAGCAUGGUGAAGUGUGUCGUCUCUGGGUGUCCCAACCGCUCCGUGAACGCGAACCGGGGGAUUUUCAACCGACCACCGAAGAGGUUCUUUAUCUUCCCCAAAGACACCGCGCGGGUCAAGGUAUGGCUGGCGGCGCUGAGGGAGACGGAGAAGCAGGACUCGACAGAGCAGCAUUUAAUCUGUGAAGACCACUUCCUGCCCGAGGACAUCUCCCCCAACGGGGUCAAAAGUGACGCCAUCCCCAUCAUGCCCCCCUGCCUGGACGGGCCCCUGGGCGUGAUUAGCCCCUGGGGAGCCGAGUCGUCUGAGGAAGAGGAUCAGUGGGGCCCCGGUGGUGGCUGUGAUGAUGAGGAGGAUGAAGACGACGGUCCUGCUCAUGUGGAUCCUCCGGCACCAGAACCUCACGCAGUGGAACCAGCGCAGCAGGUCAGAGACUUCUUGAGCUGUGAAGAGGAAUCAAUCAGUCGUCAAAUGUUUGAAAAUAGAUUCUUUGAUUCCAGCUUCAUAAAUGAUCCAGGUGCUCAGAACACGUCAGGGUCCAAGACGACCGGCGUCGGCCUGCAUCAGAGGAAAGAGAGGAAUCAGGCCAAGAGAUACACGAGACAAGAUGUUUCCCUCGGGAUGCUGACGCAGCGUUUCCUGGAGCUGUUGCUGGCGGCUCCGGACGGCUCGGUGGACCUGCGGCAGGUGACCACGAGCCUGCAGACCCGCCGGCGACGAGUCUACGACAUCACCAACGUGCUGGAAGGAAUCAGCCUCAUCGAGAAGCAGUCGGCCAACAAGUUCAGGUGGAUAGGCAGCAGCUCCAUCUUCAGCUUCCUGUGGAAGAACCAGCAGAAGUUCCAGAGAGAGUUGGACAACCUGAAGAUGGUGGAGGACACGCUGGACACGCUCAUCAAGAGCUGCGCUCAGCAGCUGUUCGACAUGACGGACGACACGGACAACGCUGCGUCUGCCUACGUGACCCACGAGGACGUCGUGCGGCUCAGAACCUUCCAGGAGCAGACGGUGCUCGUCGUCAAAGCUCCGGAGGAAACCAAACUGGAGGUUCCUGCACCCACAGAGGACAACAUUCAGGUCCAUCUGACGGGGGGGAAGGGUCCCAUCAUGGUGCUGACCUGUGAUGUUGGGGCUGGAGACGCGUCUGCAGAGGAGAGCAGCUGCUUCUUAACGCUGGAGGAAAGCCGGAUAGAGACGGCGGCGCUGCACACAGAAUCCUCGAGUCCACAGAGCGCUGUGCAGAGCGCAUAGCCUGCAGCGGACCACCAGGGGGCGCCAGCUGCCCGCACAGACACCAGAACAUCGUCUGCAGGUACCUGAAGGGUCGGAGUGAAACACCGUUCAUGCUGGAAACUCAGAGAUCACAACCGGCCGAGCUCACAUGUGGUACAAUAUUUAAAUACUCGACUGAAACAUACAAAAAAAAUCAUAAAAUCCAAACUGAUCCGACGCAAAACAAAGACGUUUCCACACGGAAGUCACUACUUAAAGUUUCAUUUGCAACGCAGCAAAGAUUUUCUUUUUUAAUUCAACCCUUCAUGAUGUUGGCCUCGUUCAGAAGAAGGAAAUCAUGUUCUGGAGGAAGAGGAGGAGGAGGAGGAGGAGGAGGACGACGACAGUUCGACCGGGACGUUUGCGGCUAUAUUGCGGAGAGGAGUGAAUGAGCUCAUCUGCAGACGCACAGCUGCCUGAUGCAGAUGCUUUGUUUUAUACGUUUCCAUCAUGUCCUACAGGACGUUUGCUGUUUAAUAUUUGACUUUAUCUGUUACAUGUUUGUCUUUGAAUUUUAUUUGUGUUUCAUCUUGAUUUGAACUUUCUAAUGUAGAAAAACACCUCAAAGAUUCAAUAAAGAAAAACGACUCAUGAAA
Cottoperca gobio is the source of this 2022-nucleotide messenger RNA. It is a transcript of the gene e2f6, whose product is annotated as E2F transcription factor 6. The record is from RefSeq and is a predicted model, not a curated record. Gene Ontology annotation, molecular function: DNA-binding transcription factor activity, RNA polymerase II-specific; RNA polymerase II cis-regulatory region sequence-specific DNA binding; protein dimerization activity. Lineage: Eukaryota; Metazoa; Chordata; Actinopteri; Perciformes; Bovichtidae. Gene Ontology annotation, biological process: regulation of transcription by RNA polymerase II. The transcript is spliced from 9 exons. Bases 158 to 1405 code for a protein of 415 amino acids. Gene Ontology annotation, cellular component: RNA polymerase II transcription regulator complex.